AUGGCCAACUUAGGUCUGACCAGUGUGGAACAGAAAGGUCGAUACCACCCCGGAAGAGACGCUGUCUCGGCCAGAGCACGCGAUGCGAGACUGUGGCUGAAAGCAAGACCCGAAAGUGAGAUCGUGGUCGUCGCUCAUGGUGGGCUGAUGCACUUCCUGACUGGGGAGUGGGAGGAUUGCAGUAAGAAUGAAGCAACCGGUUGGGACAAUGCGGAGUAUCGCACAUAUGAGUUCGACACAGCAAGGAUAGAUGAGGAUCUGCCUUUGCUGGAGACCCCGGAGUCUCGUCUGCGACGUGGCAAAACUGGGCCGCAACCAAGCCACGAAGACCAGAGCUCACUUCGUGAGACGGGCCUACGUGUCUGGGCAGAGCAAGGUUAUGCAGUCCCAGAAUGA
Messenger RNA from Penicillium salamii, 396 nucleotides. The record is from the annotation of a GenBank genome assembly. NCBI's taxonomy places the organism in Eukaryota, Fungi, Ascomycota, Eurotiomycetes, Eurotiales, Aspergillaceae.